UCCAUCUUUUACUCUCUUCUUUUCCUUCCUCCACUGACCACCAACUCUUUCCCACCACUGGGGAAUCCUCCAGCCUUGAAGCAGGCGGGCAGUGAGGGCGAGUUGUGCCAGGCUGACAGUCUGGGCUCAGCGGGCAGCACCAGCACACUUGCGUCCUCCGUCAUCGAGGUGGAUGCUGAACGUGCUGAACUGUCCCUAACACCGCAGCUACGACGGAAUCAGGAGCAGGAGGACGAGGAAGAAGAGGAGAUGGCCCCUCUAAUCCCUCCUCCCACUCUUUCAAUCACUGAGGAGAUCCUUGAGUUCAUCAACCAGAGCAGAGCCAGGGAGGGCCUCAGCACCAUUCACAACAAUGCCACAAUCUUGGAUCAGCUCAAAGAGAGUCAGUCUCCAACCAGCCAGAACUUCACCUCCCCCCUUCCACCAGUCGCUUGCCUCACCAGCCCUGAAGAAAGACCUGUGAGGCAACAGGAGGAGGAAGUUGCAGAGAUGGAGGAUGUUAGCAUAGUCCAGGGUCUCAGCACAGAAAAUGAGACAACAACAAAUGAGAUCAAAGAAAGUCAAAAUGCAACAUGUGAAGUGGAAAAAGGAGUGGAAGAAAAUCGAGAGAACCAAGAAGAAGGGGUACAGAAAGAGAUAGAAGAAAGUAAAACAAGGGAUGAAGUGGAGGGAGAAGGUAUUAUCACUGCCCCAACAUCAGACUUCAUCUCAGCUGAGGAAGAACAAGAGAAUAGCAACAGCUGUGAUAUACUCAAGGAAGAGGAGAUCCCUGAGGUCACAACUCACGACCGAAAUCCAGAUCUCAUUCUCUGCCCUACCAAGAACAGCCUUCCACCUUCGAGAGGCUCCCACCUCACUAAGCGAGACAAGAAGAUCAUUGAAAAAAUACGUAGUUACUAUGAAGCAGCAGCUGAGGCUGAAGAGGAUAAGGUGGAGGAAGAAGAAGAACAAGGAGAAGGAGUGCCAUCAAGAAGAAGGAACAGUUUCUCACAAAUCCCAUCUGGCUUAGUGAAGGAGUCUGUGUCACGCUUUGAUGUGAGUGGUCAUCAGGAAGAGACCGAGAGUGGGCAAUCCAAAGAGAAUGAUCUCUAUUCUCACACUACCCCGAUCUGUUCCCCAAAUCCACUAUCAGGUGACACGGAGAAUGAUAGAUGUGCACAUAAACCGAUCAGCUCACCGGAUUUUGAUGAAGAAAGUCAAAUGAAGACAUCAGCCUAUGCCACAAUGCAGGAAGAGGAUACUGAUACACAGAAUCCGCAUUUAGACCAAAACAGGCCUGUUGGAGAAGAGACAACAAUUGAGGAUCAAAAUGGAAACAUCUGCAAAGAACCAUUGGAGGAAAGACUAAAGGAACAGGAGGAAGAAAAGAUGAGUAGUGUGGUUACUGGGGAGCAAGGUGGACAACCGCAGCAAGGCGAGGGACUGUCUUCAUCCAAAUAUCCCACGAACAUAGAUGAAACCACCGAAACAUGUACUGAAAACCAAGCUGACGAGAAUGAUCAUGAACCAGACCAAGUAAAACAAAAGAGAAGCUUCACAGUAUCCGCAUCUCAGUCACUCACAGAACAAUCUCAAAACAUCGAGACUAAAAGUCAGUCCACUGGGACAACCAACAAGAACAGAGACCUGACCAAGACCAGUAAGGACAUUGAAGGCCUUCCUAGCCAGAUAAAUGUUGGUCGAUGGUCCCGACACUCAAAGAUUGUUACUGCAAACCGUGCCUUGUUUGAGGGCAUGGGGUCAGACAUAGCAGGUAUUGGGUUAUUUGAGUCCAGUCCAGCAGUGGACACUGUGCUCAUUGAAAACUCUGAACGUAUUCUGAGCAAGGUCCAAACACUGGCGCGGAUGUACGGCGCUAAACACAGCACCAUGAAGGUCCCACUGCAUCAGAAACGAGCCUAUGGUGCAUGGAACCAGUCAUUGGGUUCAUCUCGACCAUCUAGCCAUUCGCCUCAGCUUCAGACUAGAAGCCAGUCACAAGUUCAUUCUCAAACUCAAAACCAAAUCCCAGCUAAACACUGGCAGCAAGUGCAACACCAAAUGGAAAUCAGUCAAUCUGAUAUCUGCACAGAAGGCAAACCAGGACCCCAUGGUCCCUCUGAGACCAAAGUUCACAGCCAAACCACAACACAAAUUAGACAGCAAUAUCAGAAACAGACUAAAAGCCAGAUGGGGAGUCAGACACAAACUCAUUUCCAAAGCCAGACCCAGACCAUGACCUGGGAGAACCAGAGGAUUCAGGAAGAGAGUCAGCUCAUGAGAUCCGACAGCCUGACAGAUGAAUUCCAAGAGACAGUGACGACCCCCUGUGAACCUCUGUUGUUUGGUCAUGCAUUUGCCAAAGAGCCGCUAACUCCAGCCUAUCACCAGCAGGCAAACAAAUUCACCCUCUCCAGGCCCAGGGACUUCAUCUCUGCCGGGGGCUGCAGAUCAGGUGUUAGCUCCCAGAUGAACUCUGGAGAAAAUCCAUCGACCGCAAUAAGAGAACAAUCAUCCAGUGAAAUCCAGGCUAACACCUACAUCCCAGGCCACUGCUCCACUGAAAGAGCUGUAGCUUCUACAGCACCCAGGCAUCACCUCAGUGCACAAACUGAAGAUCAGCACACUACUACUGACAACACUUCAACCCUGACCUUGGGUUGUAAGGUCGCUGACUUCAUGGAUAUAUGUUCUUCUCCAGGGGGCAACAAAGCCUUAAAUCAGGAUGUAGAGGUUUAUGUGGAUACUGAAGGGACAAACAGAAAAGACGGCAGGUCAAAGCAGAGCAGAGAUGCUGGACAUCCUGUUUAUUCAGAAGAAGACACACUAUGUGGAAACAUCAUGACCCAGCCUGCACACAGAUAUAAGCAGGAUACACCAACUACACAAAAUGCAUCAACCAAAGAUGUGCAUAGUGUUCCAGCACACCCUGAAUAUUUGGUUUGCUCAAAGGACAUGGAUGGUGAGGCAUCCCCAGGAGAGAUGGUUCUGAUAGUGGAAUGUACACAGAGCCAGUCUCCUGCAGAGCCUCACCUAGGAGAGCAGUCCCACCUGGAGGAAGGAGGUGCCACCAACAGGUCCAGGGCCUCUGGAUGGCCAAUGAAAGAUGAGGCAAUGCAUGAUCCAACUUCUUCAUCACAAACCAAGAUGGCUCUACAGGGCUCAACUGUGAUCUUUUCAGAGGAGCCGCCUUACCUGAGAUCAUCAAAAGAACUGCCCUCACCCCUGAGUCUACCUUUUCAUGUGAACCUUGACCCCUCUCAGACUUCUGGUCACCCAUUCACAAAUUAUCAGAAAGCAAGAGCAAUGACAACACAAAGGCCAUCAGUUCAAUAUUCAGAAUCAAACUUCCCUCAACAGCACUCUCCAUCAUCGCAGUCUAUAGACUCUCUUCCAACAUUCACCAGCCAGAGGCCACCAGACCUACCCACCAGUAUGGGUAAACGUGGACUGUCUAACAUUGUGACUGUCAACAACACCACUCCAAAAGAAUAUAGGGAACAAGACCAGCAGGACUUGGGAUCUCCUAAUAACCUGACCCUUUUCAGUCUAACACCUCAGUCAGACACCUGCCCACCUUCCAGACCCUUAACAGAAACAGUCAGCCUUGUGGAGCAACCAAAGCCAGUGAUGGCCACCUCUAGCCAGGAGACAGAACUCAACCCAGCCCCCUCAGCUUUCAGACCAAGGCUCAGACACCACUCUCCUUCUCCUGUUAGGGCUUGUCCUUCCUCUUCCUACUCUUUCCAAGCACCUCCUUGCCCUUCACCGUUCAGGGUUAUUCCAGCAUUUUCUCCAACCACUGUAUCUGUGGAAGGCUUCACUUCCCCAAACACUGUCUUUGGGGCUCUUUCUUGUUUAUCCCCUACCCCCUCUUCUGACAGGGUGUCCUCAGUGAGACACCCACCUGUCUCUUCUCCUACACAUCACACUACUUUCACCCCAUCCUCUUCUUCUUCAGCGAGGUCUUCAUCAGGAAGAGCAGGUCUUCCUUGUUCCCCUACACCAUCUUCCUGCUCUUCCUCCAUUGCUUCUUCCUCUGUUUUUACCAGAUCCUUAGCUGCCUCCUGUAUCAGUCAGUCCAUCAGUCAGACUAUGGCAAAACAGAAUGCUGUCCAGCAACAAGCCCCACCCAUAAAGUCAGUAAGUCACAGCCCCUCCUCCACUCCACUCUUACCCUCAUCUAAUCUACGACGGCGUUCCCCCUCCCCAAAACUCACGUCCAAUCAGCAGAGCUGCAGUACACCUGCUUAUGUCCAGCUAGGGUGCACUAUGGAUGGGUACCAACAUCCAAGGUGUUCACCGUCCUCUCUCCAGUCCUCUUAUCCCUCUCUGUCACUUGCUCAAUCACCUCCUUCCUCUCUUUCGCAUCGCUCCCCCUCCCCAUGUAUGAGUUUGGCCCAUCAUCAGUCUUCUUCGCCUCCCCCCCGACCGUCAUUCCUUCAUUCCAAAAAUGACUCACCACAGAAUUCAAACAACAACAACAACAACAAUAGGUUCACUGGUUUAACCACUGCAUUCAGCAAUGAAAACAAUAAGAGCAAUUGUUUCAUUAAUGGUGCUGUUAGUAACAGGGGAUGGGCAAGAAGUCCACAGAACAUGCCAGAAGCCAAUAGUGGCACUAAUGGCGUAGGAAUGCAAAAAACUCAUGAUCCUCUCUGCUUGGGGUCUCACAAUCGCGUAGCUCGGCCUUUUUCUGCAUCUGAGCCCAAUUCACGAGUUCAGUCCCCAACACCUUCCUCGACCCCGGCUGCAUUUACCCGCCUCUGCUCUCCUCCUCUCCAACAUAAUUAUACCUCCCCAAUGGCAAACAAACCUCCCCACCCACGGAGUGCAAGGGCAGGAGGUGCAAGUGCCAAUAAUCCCCUUGGUCUCACAUUAGAGUUAUCCACAGCCUCUUCAGCAAGUUCAGCAUUUGUGCCGUCCUCCUCUUGUCUGAGCCCUCGUAUUCUCUCCCCACCACCCAUUGGUGUGUCAGCAAACAUGUGGACAAAUAAUGUUGCAGCACCGCAACCUAGUAAAGCUAGAUUUCCUCCAUCUUCCUUUUCUUCCUCCCUAAGCCCACCAACAGUGGAGGCAGCCUCUUUUCCUUCUUCCUCUUUGGUUCAACUGCGAAGUUGUGGAGCCUCCACCCUUUCCCGACCCCAUCCUACUACCCCCCAAACACUCCAUAGGUCUUUCUCCUCCAACUUGGCUGACAGACCACCAAGCCCAGCCCGGAGCAACUCUACUGGACUGCGCCGCUCAUGGACAGAGAGCCAUCAUAGGUCCUUUGCUUUAAGUGGAAGUGGUCAAGGGCCCUGUGACCAGCAGGAGUCUUGUCCAACCAGUCCAAGGAGUGGAUGGUCCUCGUAUAACAGCUCACCAUCCUGCCUCAGUCCUCGAGCUGGGCUUCAAUCACCCCUCUCACCUGGCAAGCUUACAUCAGGAAAGGGCACGCUUGGCGGGCAGCAUUUCACCAGUGUGCCCUGGCCUGAUGUACAAGAGCUUUCCAACAAAUAUAAUGGGGCUGAUGGCCUUGAUACAAGUGAUGCUUCCACUAUCAUUGCCUCAUCUCCUUCUCUUUCCCCAGUCUCUCAUUCUUUUCUGUACCCUGCGGCUCCAUCAGACAGUCAGACAGACUGGGGAGACCCAGAGGUAGAAGAGGGUAACUGUCGUAACCAGCUCAUCUGCGCCUAUGUUGCCCGGCCCCUCCAUGAACAAAAACUCUCCUCUUCUUGCCUGACCCUGUCCUCCUCAGGCAUGACAUCUCCUCCACCUACCUCCUUUGAGCACCUGAACUACCCAUUCCAAGUUCAACCACAACCUCAGGUCCAAAUUCCCAGCAAAACACCGCCUGCAUCCUCAAACCACUCCCCCUUGCCCUCAAGUUCACCAUCCUUACCUUUUUCCAUUUCAUCUCCCAUGAAACCAGGGAACCAGAAGACCAGCUAUGCUACCACAGUCAAUCUCCAGAUUGCUGGGAGUGGCAGAAUAACCUCUUUCAGCACCCCCCAAGUUAGCCUGACCCAAACACUGCAAGGUGGAGCCAGUGGGGGAGGCCCAGUACAAGGGCAGAUGGUGAGGAGAGUAAGCAUUAAUGGACUUUCCCACCUUCCUCCCCCUCUUCAUUAGAAAUAUCAGAUAAAGGAAAGGAGGCCUCUGACUUUCAUGGCCAAAUAAAACAAGGAGGCUUAAAAGAUGAGGUGAUGAAAAUGGAAAAGACAUUAGUAAAGACAUGCACUUUGAGACUGUGGAGACAAAGUAAGCAUCGCACGUUGUUGUAUAACUGCUGCUCAUACUCAGUGGUCCUGAAGGUUGGAUUUAUUCACUUGUUGGACUUGAACCACUGUUUGAGCUAUUAAAAAAUAUCCACAAAUCCAUAUUGAAAAAUUGACGUUUUUAAAUGUCAAAACAUGACGUAAUCUGACCCGAGAACAAGUUUACAUCUGAGGAAUAUAAUAUCAUGGAUUUGAAAGCUAGAUGCUUUGUUGCCUUCACAUAAUGGUUUCUGAAGAUUUCAUCCCGGGACUGUGGAUGCCAGUGGAAAUCCUAUAAAGAUCCUAAUGUUGUAAAGAGAUAAGAGUUACUGUAUGAAACCAUCAUUGGAAAUAUAUCAGUUAGCUUUGAUCUUGUUCUGUGAGAAGCCAAAACCCUGAAUGUCCAGAGCUGCAUGUAAAGAAUUUAAAGAUGUGGAAAUCUGGAUCGGAAAGCUGGUCUCACAUCUGUUCAUUGGACAGUUUACUUUCUGACUUUUUUUGUAAAAGCCUGUUAAAAGGGAUAGUUGAGCUGUUUGAAAUGUGGUUGUGUGAGGCACUGACACAGAUCUGGAACUAAUAUCUGUCCUCAGUGUUCCAAUCUCAUGUGGACAGCAUUAAGGACAAAUUGCAGCCUGGAUGCAUCUUUUGUGACCACAUGAGAUAGGACAGUCCUUCCUGACCCUCCCAUUUAUCCGGGCUUGGGACUGGCACUAGUAGUACACUGGAUGUGUGCCUGCUUGUCUCUUGCUGAAAUCCCAAAGAGGCAACGUCAACAUUGACUGUAUGUCAGUACCUCAUACAACCACACAACAGAAUGAGAUACGGAGUGAAACCUGCAAACAGACACUUUGAAGGUCCAACGUCCAUCCAGUGCUGAUGCAAUCAUAGUUACUUAAUGUAUUAUUAUUGUUGUUUGUUUAUGUUUUUAUCUGAUUAUCUGAGGUCAGUCUUUAAGAUUUGUGAUAGCAGUGUUUUGUUUUUAUUAAUCUUUCAUUAUUUUUAUAAUUAUUUUUAUUUUAUUGUUUAUUUAUGAAGUUAGUCUUAUUAUCUUUGGCACUUAAUAUCCUUAACAAAAUUUUGGUAUUUUGCACAGUGUCCUUUGCGAGUGCAUGUGAGUGUGUGUCUGCGUUUGUGUGUGCGUGCGCGUGUGUCAGUCAGUUUCAAAUGACGUGUCUGCCAAGUUGUUUUUCUUCAGACCAAGCCAAUAUCUGUGUUUUUUUUCUCACAAUUGUUUCUCUUGGUGCCAAUGUUCGUUAGAGUUGUUACAGGAUGUGAUCAAAAAUUUCCCAGACAUCAAGCCAAAUGCUGUCAACGGUGGUUUUAGCAAGUGUUCACACUGUACCUGAACCUCUUAAGUAAGAGACCCACUUGUAAAUGAAACUCAGCAGUCUUGUUUUAUUGAUAUCCUGACAACUGCAGGUUUAAAUGACAACAAAAAACAAACAACAAAAAACAACAAUUUAUAUAGAAUACCUAUGUUUAAAAUAAACAGAUUUUGCUGUUUUACUUUUAUUGGAUUAAAGAGUAAUGUUUUUGUUGACCUAUAUGUCUGCCCCGACCUCCCAAUAGCUUCUUUCAGACCUGCACUGAAGUCCACAUGAGUGGCUGUAUGUGAGGAUGCAGAUUUCACCUUCCAGCUCCCUAGUCAGAUGUCCAGAUAAUAUCUGAGUGAAUGCCUGUGAGAACAAAGCAGGAAAAGUUUCAGAUAAUUCCCGGCAAAUAAGUAGGCAAACAUCCUUCCUCUCCACCUCUCGUCUUGAGUGUUCUGCUAUUGUGAACACAUCCAACCUAGACUUUCUCCCGCUUCGUUCUCUUUGUAUGUAAACAGUAAUCUCAAGAAAAUGUCCAGACUAAUUUUUCUGAACUUGAUGUUUUCUCCUUCAGCCCCGUCAUAAUUAUACGUCCACAAGAGGUCACUGUCACUCAGUAAACCCAAAAGAGUGGAAUUGGCCAUGGCAGAAAAUGCUGCUGUGACGAUGGAAAUUAUGAAAAUGUUGGAAGGAGGUUGUGACCGAAAAGUGAUGUGAGGAGCAAAAACAAGAAUGGAACAAGAAUGGAAAAUAGUAUUGUGAAUGUUGACUUACCAUUCACACUAAUUAGAAAUGCGUGGAAGUAUAAGAUGAAAACCACCAGUGAGAUGUGAGGGAUUCGGUGUAGUGCUGGUAACUUGUUUGGACUUGUGUUUUUGGGACUUGAUGAAAUGGAAAUAUGAACUAAGUCAUCACCAGUGACAUGUAUGAAAAAUAAAGGUGUGUGGUGACAAACCAAAACAAACUGAUUUGUACGUUUGAUGUUCUGGUCUAUUGAUGAUGAACAAUGAUUUUGUCAGUGGACUCUGGUACAACAGGUUUAAUAGCGCUGUGUGUCGAGUAGAGAAGAAUUUAUCAGGAAGUGAAUGCAAUUAGUGGCAUCAUUUCCAAAAGCCUAUCCAUGAAAACCUCUAAAAUGACAGGAAGAUUUUUAUGUGUCUGAUCAUAAAGCGUGUGUCUGCACCUUGAAUGAGUUGAGGCCCAACCUCAGUCAUUUCAGGACCUUAUAAUUAUUGCGUGAGUGAGGUUUUUUUUUAGUAAAAUACAAAUAAAAAACACUGUUCAAUGCAUGGACUAGAAUUUCUAUACUUCUGUACUGUGCCGCUGCAGAGUAGUUAGUUAUUUGUGGAUUAUCAAAUGUGUGCCUAAAAUUGUCCAAAGGUCGAUUGUUUAAGCCAAUUAUAUUGUAAUCACUAUAUCUACUACUGCUGUGUAAACAUAUGUGAAUGCAGUAAUAAAAGAAAAGAGGUGGGAGAUGAGGAAGAGUGAAAUCAAGGAGGAGGAGGAAUGGGAGGAGUAAGAACAUAAAACAGACAACAACAGAGAGGAAUGUGACAGAUGCAGAAGAAACGCAGAGGCUGAGAGCUCGUCUGUCUGACCCUCCUUCCUCCAUCCAGACCAGGUUGUUUCCAGCAAAUGGAAAUUAAAUUGGAAAUUAAACUUAAUCUGGUGUGAACACGGCAUUCUGCAGCCACAUUAAGCCACAUUUCUGUGCCUUUUAAAAGACACAUCCACACUUAACAAGACUUUUCAUGCCAGGACUUUAACAUCACAUUCGGGAGAAAUAUCCAGGUCUGGCAGCUGAAGAAGCACUCUCAGGAACAGGACUCUGACAGUUCAGUUCAACUCCUGACAUGCAUUCCUGUCGCAUCAAGACCUCCAAGUCCUGACUGCUGUGAACCUUCUGGACAUACAAAAAAAAAUCAAUUUUCUGUCCAUCAAGAGGAUGCCAUAGUGUGAGAGGCCAUGUGACGCAGAUGACGCUCUGCCAUGUGGAGAGGGAGGUUAGCUCUCAUGAUUGUCAUUCUGUAUUUUGCCUGUCUGCUCGCCCUGAAGCCACAACCAACUAACAUACUCUGCACUCAGGAUACCAUCAGGCAGGUCCAGCACCUCAUCACAAAAACCCCAGAUUUGGUGCAGUUGGGCUGCAAACUGUACACACCCACCCCCCAAGACUACCAG
Molecule: messenger RNA, 9709 nt
Organism: Solea solea (common sole)
Lineage: Eukaryota; Metazoa; Chordata; Actinopteri; Pleuronectiformes; Soleidae
Product: mucin-12-like
Exons: 8
Coding region: 250-6093 (1947 amino acids)
Source: RefSeq, a predicted model, not a curated record